Molecule: messenger RNA, 1305 nt
Organism: Eremothecium gossypii ATCC 10895
Lineage: Eukaryota; Fungi; Ascomycota; Saccharomycetes; Saccharomycetales; Saccharomycetaceae
Gene: SMK1
Product: mitogen-activated protein kinase SMK1
Exons: 1
Coding region: 1-1305 (434 amino acids)
Biological process (GO): intracellular signal transduction; protein phosphorylation
Cellular component (GO): cytoplasm; nucleus
Molecular function (GO): protein serine/threonine kinase activity; ATP binding
Source: RefSeq, marked provisional
AUGCCACUAUUGCAACAGAACCCCCCCAUUCAGCCACCCUACAGUCGUGCAUCACAGAAAUUGAAAAGCUUGCUAAGCUCGUAUGGUGAAAAUACUAGCACAACUACAGCCGCCAAGGAAAUGAACGGAAUAGCUCCCAUGAACUUAAUAGAGAAAUCAGUGGUGCAUCCGCCUAGGACCAUAUACACCAAGGCAAACUUCUCCAUCCCGGGCCACUAUGAAGUGCUCCAGAUGUUGGGGAAGGGAUCAUACGGAACAGUUGUCUCAGCUAUCGAUAACCUCAACGCUAACUACCCCAUUCGCAUUGCUAUUAAAAAAAUCACGAACAUAUUCCAGCGGGAGGUGUUGUUGAAACGUGCCAUCCGUGAGCUAAAAUUCAUGCACUACUUCAAAGGGCAUAAGAAUAUCGUGUCGCUCAUCAACCUUGAGAUCGUCAACGAAAAACCGUACGACGGGCUCUAUUGCUAUCAAGAAUUAAUAGACUACGACUUGGCUCGUGUCAUCCAUUCCAACGUCCAAUUCUCCGAAUUUCACAUCAAGCACUUCACCUACCAGAUACUCUGCGGCGUGAAAUACAUCCACAGCGCAGACGUCAUACACCGCGACCUCAAGCCUGGCAAUAUAUUAUGUAGCAUUUCCGGCCAGUUGAAGAUCUGUGACUUCGGCUUAGCCCGGGGGAUCUCGCCGCUUUUCACUAACACAAAAACCUCGAACCAUAUCACCAACUAUGUUGCAACCAGGUGGUAUAGAGCUCCUGAAUUGAUCUUGUCGCAUAAAAGGUAUAACAAAUCCAUAGACAUGUGGGCCAUAGGCUGCAUCCUCGCGGAGUUCUACGGCAGGAAGCCCAUAUUCAUGGGUCAGGACUCCAUGCACCAAAUCUCGGAGAUCGUCAAGGUCUUGGGUACUCCUUCCAGAGACACAAUCAUCAAAUAUGGCUCCUCCAGAGCAUACGACAUAUUCUGCCCCCCCAAGCCACAGUAUGCCAAGAUCCCCUGGGCCGAGAUCUAUCCGUUUGCCGGCCCAGAUGCCCUCGACCUCAUCGAGCGCUUGCUAGACUGGGAUCCCGACCGCAGACUCACCGUGGAAGAGGCGAUAGAGCACGAUUUUGUCAAAUCUGUGCGCGACGUCAACGACGAGCCCUGCUGUCCACACGGACCCUUUAACUUCUCCUACGAAGCAGAAUUCAAGUCCAUGUCGAACCUUCGCGAGGUACUCUACGCAGAGGUGAAGCAGUUCCAGGAAGAGUGCGCCACCAAAGAUGUUGUACCAUCGCUUCCUAUCCCACAACAGAUCUAUCCCAUUUAA